AUGUUCUGGUACCUCCAGCUAUCGCAACGACGAAGCAAACAUAAAUGUACGAUAUCAGCCGAGUACCUACUGAAGGCUCCUGAAGCGAGAAUAGAUGGCUCUCAGGUGCGUAAUCGAUGGCUAAACGCGCAGAAAUCACCAUCCAAAGAGCCAGAAAAACAGCAAUAUACUCCACAUGCACCUGCAGAAGUGGAGAAACAACAGGCAACACCAAAUUCUUCUGCCGACUGCUCACCAGAAAAUACAGCUGCUGCAGAUCGAGGCCCGGAUUUACUAGCUGUACUGGAGAUUCGUAGCGGCGUCAGAUUGCAGCGCAUCAUCCCAAAAACAUGCCCAAAAUGUGCUCCGCAAGAUUUUCCUGAAUAUACCGAGAAGAAAUCUAGUGCUUUAGGUGCACGGGGCAUUUUUGCCAAAAAACUAGGCGCGGAUUUGCGAAACCGCCCAAAUAUUGGAGAGAUAUUGCUGGAAGCCAUGAGAAAACGUCGACUCAGAAUGCGUUACGAUGUCAGACUGAAACUUUUAGUAGGCGUAAUUCCGGAUGAUUAUUUAAACACAGAUGCCGGAUCGAGCUCAUCAUCGAGUGACCAGGACGAAAGUGAACGAGAUGAACAGGACUGGAGUGAUAACGAUAGUGACACCGAUUACAGCAAUGAUAAUGACAAUAAUAAUAAUAAUAUUAGUAAUGAAAUGCGCCCACUCAACGAGGCGCAAGAACGACUCAUAUGA
This is a messenger RNA of Gongylonema pulchrum, 726 nucleotides long. The record is from the annotation of a GenBank genome assembly. NCBI's taxonomy places the organism in Eukaryota, Metazoa, Nematoda, Chromadorea, Rhabditida, Gongylonematidae.